UGAGCGUAACAAUUGUUCGUGUGGAUUCGGCCUACAGCCGCAAAAUAUAGGUUUAUUUGCUGCAAAAUUGAAGUCUAAAAUACACGCUCAGUUAGCCGGCUGAUUUUAAUGUGGCUAUGUGCUUAGUCUGGUAAAGUUUAUAUUAAUUUUAGUCCGUGAACUCAUGAUGAACUUUUACAUUGUGCUGUGUUUAUUUCUAGUGAAUAGUUUCGUUCUGGCUAGUAAAACCACAGGGAUACGCAGAAAUCAUAUAACAAGGACAAGAGAAAUUAUAAUUCCUGUUAAGGUGCAUUUAGACUUUCACCUCUCCAAGAAGAUAGCAAAAGAACACGGUUUCAGAACAAGAAAAAAAAUUAAAGAUAUCGUUCACAACGUCUUAAGAGAGGCCAACAAAUUAUUUAGACGUCCGAGUCUUAAUCAAACAAUAACAUUGAGACUUCUAGAUACAAAAUUUUUACGCCGAACAAAAAUGGUGGCCACAGAUGAGAAUGCGACAAUUUAUUUAAAAAAUUACUGUGAGAUGCAGAGCUAUCAUAAAAGUUUAGAAAAGAAACAAUAUUAUUCAAUAUUACUGACGGGGCUCAAUCUUUUUUACAUUAGCAAUGGGAGGAAGUUCACAAAAUCAACAGCUCGUAGUUACACCAACGGUGUCUGUAAUGCGAAGAAAAGCUGCGCCUUGCUUGAGUGGAAACCAAAAAAUAUGGAAUAUUUAUUAGCGCAUGAAAUAGGUCACAGUCUAGGAAUGUCACACGAUGGUCCCCCAUACAACGACUGUACGAAUCAAGACAUCAUGCAGGCGAAGUACGAUCCGUCAAACCAUCCCAAUACGUGGUCACAUUGUAGUCGACUUUACUUUGAAUAUUUUAUGCGGAGUGAAAAAUCUUGGUGUCUCCAGGGUGCUUCUUCCCGCUCAACAAUCAAGUAUCAUACUUAAUACGCUUCGUUGGUUGGUUCUGUACCAUCUGCACAAGUACUAGAGAAAAAUAGAACAGAUACCUCAUUGAGAUCAAAUAUAGUGAAUUUAUAACCCGUAUUGAGUCAAAAUAGGGACAUUUUAAGCCAACUAGAUAGAGAUAUAGACUCAAUAGACACCAGAUCUGUCUGACAAAUAAACAAUUUUGACAAGUACUUAUUCCUCGAGUAAAU
This is a messenger RNA of Pieris brassicae (large cabbage white), 1146 nucleotides long. RefSeq names its product A disintegrin and metalloproteinase with thrombospondin motifs adt-2-like. The transcript is spliced from 5 exons. The coding region runs from base 164 to 934 and encodes 256 amino acids. Gene Ontology annotation, molecular function: metalloendopeptidase activity. NCBI's taxonomy places the organism in Eukaryota, Metazoa, Arthropoda, Insecta, Lepidoptera, Pieridae. Gene Ontology annotation, biological process: proteolysis. The record is from RefSeq and is a predicted model, not a curated record.